GUUGACCUGAUUCUGAUUAGACAUCCAAUAUAUAUACUCCAGAUGAAAUUAAUAGUGUAAGAUAGUAAAAGUACUUAAUUGAAUGAAGCGCAUUUUUGAGCUGUUCCAAAACUUUGGAGUUAUCAUACACGACACUCCCACGGAGACCUAAAAUUCGUUUAAAGUUCAGAGUGUGUUUGGCGCUACCAGUUCAGUAGCCUCACUGUAAAGUCGUUUAGUUCGCGAAACCGCGAAUUCCAUUGUGUUCGUUGAGAGGUUCAGCACUGUGGAAUUUUUUUUUUCCACCUGAGAGUCACAAGAGUUUCUGUCGAGUCGUUUGGUGGAUGAGGCCAGAAAAAUCAACGUGUCAAUUGAAGUGGUUUAACGCUGUGGAACUGUCUCUUUUUCCAGUUGCGAGUAUCGGGAUAGUUUUCUUUGUUUUCUGGGUGGAAUUCGUCCGUUGUUUGGAUUUGAGCUCGGCAAAAUGAGCUGCUGUCGUACAGAGCGAUCUAGGACAGCGGGCACGUUGUUGGGGCAAUCGAAGGACCAGGAAAUAUUUUAUUAUGUUCUGGAGGAGGACCGUCUUAAGGACGCGUUGGCCGUUUUGGUCGAGGGAUUCUAUCCGGAUGAGCCGGCCACCUCCCUUUACUACCGUGUGUCUGAGGACGAGGAGGCCAUCCAGGAGCUGAACCUCCUCAUGGCAGAAACAGCCAAAGAUGAAAUCUCCGUCAUUGCCGUCAGCGCUCAGACCGACCGCGUUGUCGGAGUCUUGUUCAAUAAAAUACAGGAAAAAACAAAGCCAGGAGAGCUACCUUUUUUUGAAAAAUUCAAAAGAGGAUGCAAAAAUGCAAGAUCUAUAGGUCUGAUCGAUUAUAUGGCCGAAAUAGACGAUAAGGUCGACGUCUUGGGAGCAUUCAACGUGGAUAGAAUGGUGGAGCUGGUAUUUUUAGGGGUGAGUCCGGCUUACCGAAAGCGAGGUAUCGCCCAGGAUCUGUUCACUCUCUCUCUGGAGUACGUCAAAUCGAAACGCGUCGCCGAGGUGGCGUGCACGCUCGGCACCUCGGUAUUCACCCAACGCAUCGCCAAGAAACACAACUUCAAAAAUAUGGUCGAGGUCCCUUACGAACGGGAUCACACGGACGAUCAUGUAUUUGACAGGGUCGUCAGCAUUCACCAAAAAGCUAUUCUAUUCGCUAAGCAACUGUGAAUGCAACACUUUCAAAAGGCAAGGGCCAUUGAUAUGAACAUAACGAAGAAAUCACCUACUAUACUAUACUAUUAACAUCUCGCAUAGUGUGGAUUACUCUACCGAAAGCAACCCUUACAUUAGCUGCAUAAGGAAAAGUUAAAAAUAUCCCUGUUAUAAACUGAGUCAACAUUAAAAGCCCUAUAAAGAUCCAAAAUUUCAAAAGUAGGAAAUAUUGGAGGGUGAACUCAGAUCUACAAUAAAACUAUUCACUUCAUUUGAAUUAGAUUUACGGGUAAACUUAUAAUACUCGUACAUUUAAAUUGUCAUUCUCAAAGGGCCUCUACAUUUCUUAAUAAUUUCAUAUAUAAUCACCGAACAUAUCAAAAUAUGAAAAAUAAGAAAAAAUGAGAGUAUGUUGAAAGGGCAAGUUAUGAAUUUAAAAAUAAAGUAAAAGUCCUAAACCUCACAGAACCUAACUGGAGGUGGAAUGGUCCAGGUUCGCCUACUGAGAGCGGUUAAAUCAACUCAUUUGGAAGGGGACCAUUUCAUAUUAUUUUUUUUAAAUCAACGAAACAAUGAAAUUGCGAGACUGAGGGUUUUAUGAGUUAUACCCAUGCGAUGAGUAUAAAUGUAAAGCAAAACUGGACAUGUUAAUGACUCUUCAAGCUGAGGCAGGAGGUAGGGCUGAAAUGGAGAUAGCUAUUUCUCACAAUCAUUGUCAGUUUUUUAGGCUUAAUCCUCACACCUAUUCCGGAAGCAAAUUUAUACUGUAGCUUCAUAUAAUCAUUUGAUUCGAUUAGUUUAUAUUUUUCAAAAAUUAAAUAUUAAAAUAAUUGUAUUUAAGAUUUAAACUUAAUGCGAAAAUAGGACUUCUUAAAUGUUCAGAAUUGUAAUCUGAUAAUAUAUAUCAUCUUAGGGUUUAUAUAGUUUCACAUUAAAGAACAAAUUAUUGUAAAACAAA
Molecule: messenger RNA, 2129 nt
Organism: Bemisia tabaci
Lineage: Eukaryota; Metazoa; Arthropoda; Insecta; Hemiptera; Aleyrodidae
Molecular function (GO): N-acetyltransferase activity
Source: RefSeq, a predicted model, not a curated record